AUGGCUGGCAUCGACAUCAACACCGGCGCCGGCACCGUCAAAUCCUCAGGCCAUCGGAAGCGCAGGGCUCGUCCGAAUGGAUCAUCCCUAAACGCUUCCUGGAUCACAGCGGCUGAAGAUGCAGUGUCAUCUGGCCCCAGCACAGCAGAUACCCCGCAGCCUUCCUCCCUGAGCAGCUCCGACCUGGCUCGGCACCCCUACGAAUCGAAUGAGCGCCAGAGCCUUGUGGCCGAGGAUGAGCACGUUGCUCUGGCCAAUUCGGAUGGUGAACAUCUCGAUGCCCCCAUUGGUCUCCGGCCGUACCAGCCUGGAGGCCUCCACUCGUCCGAUUCUUCUCAGUCCAUCCAACGUCCAGGCCCGUCGACUGACAUGGCGGUUGACAAUGCCAUCGGCCAGUCGCAAGACAUCUCGUCAUCACGCGAAAGUGCCGUCACCCCGGGCAAAGCAAAGAAGAAGCGCUAUGCAAGCCAACACGACGCGCAUUGGCUCGAGGAUGCCGUCGAUUCCACACUGCCGCUGCCGCACCACACUAUCGACGAGGCAGCUGAUGAGCCUGUCCGCGAACCACACCGGCCAGGCCUCCACCCCUCCACUCACGGCAGACAUUCAGUCGUGGGGGGCGGUAGCACUCGUUGUGCCUCUUGUGAAGCCAAGCUAUUCACCUCAAGGAGUCCUAUGACUUGGUUAUGCCGGCGAGAGUUCCCUAGGAACUCGCUCGAGACAUCUAGGGCUGAACUGCGGGUUGCAGCGCGGCAUGCCCGGCGCCCUCACUGUGGUGUGGUGAGAAAACUUCAUAUUGGCUGCCCGAGUGAGCCUCGCAGCGGCUUAGUGAGCCUGCGCGACGCCUUCUUUGGUGGCUGUGCCAUCCUCGAGCUGGUUCGCCGACGUUAG
Verticillium dahliae VdLs.17 is the source of this 891-nucleotide messenger RNA. RefSeq lists its product as uncharacterized. The record is from RefSeq and is a predicted model, not a curated record. The coding region runs from base 1 to 891 and encodes 296 amino acids. The transcript has 2 exons. NCBI's taxonomy places the organism in Eukaryota, Fungi, Ascomycota, Sordariomycetes, Glomerellales, Plectosphaerellaceae.